Guillardia theta CCMP2712 is the source of this 1507-nucleotide messenger RNA. RefSeq lists its product as hypothetical. Gene Ontology annotation, cellular component: cytoplasm. The coding region runs from base 1 to 1251 and encodes 416 amino acids. The transcript is spliced from 11 exons. The record is from RefSeq and is a predicted model, not a curated record. Lineage: Eukaryota; Cryptophyceae; Pyrenomonadales; Geminigeraceae.
AUGGCGAAUCCCAACCCUUUGGUUCCGCACCAGAAUCAUGCUGUUGACUUCAAGCUGGAAAACCUGCUGACCAGAACAUGGGAGAACGGGAUGACAGGCCAGCAGUCUAUCGACAAGAUACGUGAGAUCAUCGCCAACAAGGGAGUGACCAUGGAUCGCGAGAGCGUGCCAGAGGACUGGGAGGACGCUCUGUUGCUUCGGUUCUUCAUAGGGUUCAAGAAGAACCCUCAAACCGCAGCAGAUGCUGUGAUAGAGAUGCUUGACUGGCGUACCAAGAACAACAUCAACGAUAUCCGAAAGAAGAUAAUGGGAGGGUUGAAACCAGAGCAGUUCCCCCGCUACGAGACUGUUCGUCGAUUUUACCCGCUGCUGAAGACAGGGAAAGACAAGAACGGCAGCCCCAUCAUGAUCACGCUGACGGGCCUGAUUGAUCCUGCAAAGCUUGUCAAGGCCGUGACCCUGGAAGAGAUUCGGCUCUACAUCAUAUACGAGAUGGAGCACAAGCUCAUUACGCUGUCGCAGCUGACGGCGGAGACCGGCAUCAUGUUCCGUGCGCUGGAGAUCCAUGAUCUCAAGGGGCUGGGGAUGCAUCACCUUGCCACAGGGCCCAUUGGGAUGCUGCGCAAGGUGGUCCGUGAGGUGUCAGCAAACUACGUGGAGAUGGCAGACAAAGUUCUCAUCCUCAACUGCCCGUUCGCCACAGUCGUGAGAGGAGUCUUGCGUCAAGUGGUUCCAGCACGAUCCCAGCACAAGCUUGCAGUUCUCGGAUCGAGGGAAGAGUAUGAAGCAAUCCUCGUCAACCAUGCCGAUAAAGAUCAGUACCACGCUUGCCUGUUCGGAGGGGCGUUGCCUGAAGGAUUAGAAGGAGGAGAAGAUGAGAUGGAGAAGUGGGCAAAGGUCACCGUCCCAGCCAGAGACAAGAAAGUUGUGCAGGCUACAGUCAGGGCUGGGCAGACUCUGUUAUGGUGUGCUUGUCCCGAUGCGUUGGACGUCGGGCUGCAAGUGAAGUUCGUUGCUGCUGCAAGCUCCAAGUCAGAGAUCCUCUUUGAGUCGGGGAGCGAGAGGGUAGCGGCGCUACAGAGGGGAAGUCUCCAGUGUGUCGAGGACGGAACAGUCUACAUGACCCUGGACAACAGCUACUCCUACAUGAAGCAGAAGAUUGUCUCGUACGACUUUGAGAUUCUGGACAUUCGGCUUCAAGGUUCACAGUCGAGCGAUGAAUUGCCCGCUGAUUCUCCAUCGGAUCAAUGAAAAAGUCUGCAUCCGAUGGGGCGGUGGAACUCGCAACAGACUUGAAUACAGGAGAGGAGCAAGACAGAAGAAAAGCACGAGGAAGUUUGUUAAGCAAGAAGUGAGGGAGUGAGCGCAGGAGGAGGGAGGACAGAGGAGGACAGAAGGAACACUGGAGAGAACGAGAGGAGAGUGGGAAGGGAUGGCUGACACUACAAACACCGCCUUAAGGUUUCAAGUUUUUCCUUGCAUGAAAGUGAAGCACCUUUCUAACAAG